GUUGACACAGCACGCAGUGUGAUAUCUGGCGGCGUAUCUUCCUCCAACAUGGGCCGCAAAGAUUCCACUGUUGUUCCACUGCGUGCUGUGAUUGGAGUCCUCGGCUUCCUGGGGAUAGUUUUCCAGUACGUCCUGAAGGUGACCUUGUCCGUAGCCAUCGGCGGAAUGGUGACCCACACAACAGGUGGCGCAGUUGACACCAGCACGUGUCCGCUGCCAGACGGCACCAGCACCGGCGAAUCAAUCACAGAGGAAGGUGAAUUUGACUGGGACGACGAGAUACAGGGGUACAUCCUGUCGUCGUACUACUACGGCUACGCAGCGACCAACAUACUCGGUGGGUACGCAGCGGCGCGUUUCAGCGCCCGCUGGGUGUACGGGCUAGGACUCCUCAUCGCGGGGGUCUUCACCAUUCUUGGACCGGUUUGCGCGUACGGUGGACCUGUCGUAUUCAUGGUUUCUCGUAUUAUCGUCGGAAUAGCUUCAGGCGUCGUGAUACCAGCAAUGCACGUCCUUUUUGCAAAGUGGUUCCCCGAGCACGAGCGCCAGAGGUUAACAGGAGCGGUUUUCUCAGCAAACUACUUAGGUACCGUGCUUUCUAUGGCUUCGUCAGGAACAAUGGUGAAGAAUUUGGGAUGGACUUCCGUCUUCUACAUAUAUGGCGGUAUAACAACAUUUUUAAUCCUCCCCUGGGUUUACUUUGUGUACGACGACCCAGAAUCUCAUCCCAGGGUCUCAGAGAAGGAGAAGACAUACAUAAUAGAAAAUACGAAACGCAAUCGUAUAGAGAGCAGUGACAAGGAUCCUGACGCACAUGAUAAGAAAGAUCUGAUCGGGAACCCGUGGCCCAUGAUCCUGACAAGCGUCCCGAUGUGGGCCCACGUGCUCAUCAUGUUCGCCACCGGCUGGGUCAACUACACUCUGCUCUCCGAACUGCCGACGUAUGUUGGAAAUAUACUGCACUAUGACAUUGACGAUGCUGGUCUCAUAUCUGCACUGCCUUACCUCUUUGGUUGGAUUAGCUGCAGUGUAUAUAGUUUUCUGACGCAAAAGUUUACGGAAAAGGGGAUGCGUGUUAUCAAUACGAUGAGGAUUUGGGAUGCAGUUGCGUGCGUCGGCAGCGCGCUUUGCCUGCUGGGAGUGACGCUGGUCGACUGUGACGUCACACUGAUCAUCGUGCUGUUCGUGCUGACGAUGGUGUGCCGCUGCGCCGUGUACGGCGGCUCCUACAUGAACCACCUCUACCUCUUCCCGCGCUCGUACGGCGGCGCGGCCGGGCUCGCUCUGACCGGCGCCAACGUGUCCGGCAUCAUAACGCCAAUUGUCACCAGCGCCUUUGUCUCGGGUCGGCAAACGGUACAGCAGUGGAAAUACGUUUUCUAUCUAGCAAUGGGUAUCUCUGCAGUACCGUACAUUUUCUAUCUAAUUUUUGGCACUGCUGAGGAUCAAGAAACUCCCUGGAUGGAGAAGAAAAAACUCAAGAGGAAACAACAAAGUGAACCUUGAACAACGUCACUGUGUGUCUUAGAAAUUCGUCAAUACUCAACUGCAUGGACAAAUUGUUCGAAAUGUUCUUCGUCGUUCGACAGGCUAUGAGUAGGACUGCACUAUGAGUGAACGAAGGAACUGUGUAGAAAAGCACAGAGCGCUCAUUUUGCGCAUUUUUCUUCAACGAUGCCAGCGUUAGUAACCCAGUAGCAAACGCCUAGAGUGCUGUUAAGUUCGUAUCGGCAGCAACUCUCGUGCCAGUCAUAGAGCACUAAGGCUGAACGUGAAAUGAAAAAGAGUUUAAGAGAUAAGGGAACCAUCUGAAACAUAUAUGGAGCAGUAUUACGAAAAUAUGUUAGCUAACUAUAACGCCACGAUCUGUGAUCAAAAAACGUUACAAUUAAUAGUUAUUCCUAGUCAGGAUACGUCACUCAUUGGCUUUCUAUACAGCCGAGGCAGCUUAAGACAAAUGAAACAGGCCAGAUUUGAGCCAACAGUUCGUCCUUUGUAAGUUUUGGCCUUUCCAUUCGACGGCAAUGUGCUGUUUUGUGUGAAGAACUACGGUACAUUACGCCAAGAAUUUUUCAACUGUUAUUUAUAUGAGGGGUCUCUGAACCCUUUCGCGAUAAUAAUUGUAUUUUAACACACUACUUGCAGUUUUACGUAUUUCCGUCUACAUUCUAUUUAAAAAGUAGCAUAUAAUGGAUACGCCAGUGUUGCCGCAAUAAAAAAGAAAAAAAAAACGUUUUGAAGUGUCGACUCGAUUUGUAAUACAAACAUUUUGACUGUCCAAAUUAACAAAUAAAUCGCCAGAUUUUUUAAAGUGGGGAAUAUUACGUUUUAAUGCUUCUUACGGACAAAAAACUAAAUGACCCAGGGACUCAUUGUGGUUUUUUCCUUCUCUGCUACAGCUCUCAAAAUAUAGAAAAGAAUUUCUAUUCCUGAGUUCUAGUUCUUUCAACUAUAGAUUUUAAGAAGGAAAAGCAGUCUAGCUAUUUUAAAUUUUCUGGAACUUUCUCAAACAUAAUGCUAGUAUAAGAAUGAAUGUUUUUUGUAUUCUGUUUUGUUUCUGUGUAUAAGUAGAAACUUAAUCCGUAUCUGAUAUGUUGUA
Schistocerca cancellata (South American locust) is the source of this 2599-nucleotide messenger RNA. RefSeq names its product sialin-like. The transcript is spliced from 9 exons. The coding region runs from base 49 to 1506 and encodes 485 amino acids. The record is from RefSeq and is a predicted model, not a curated record. Gene Ontology annotation, biological process: monoatomic anion transport; transmembrane transport. Lineage: Eukaryota; Metazoa; Arthropoda; Insecta; Orthoptera; Acrididae. Gene Ontology annotation, molecular function: transmembrane transporter activity.